Molecule: messenger RNA, 2886 nt
Organism: Archocentrus centrarchus (flier cichlid)
Lineage: Eukaryota; Metazoa; Chordata; Actinopteri; Cichliformes; Cichlidae
Gene: pi4k2b
Product: phosphatidylinositol 4-kinase type 2 beta
Exons: 11
Coding region: 167-1693 (508 amino acids)
Biological process (GO): Golgi organization; endosome organization; phosphatidylinositol phosphate biosynthetic process
Cellular component (GO): plasma membrane; endosome; trans-Golgi network
Molecular function (GO): 1-phosphatidylinositol 4-kinase activity
Source: RefSeq, a predicted model, not a curated record
CAGAGAAUACAGGCUUCACGGAUUAUGUGGACAUGUCGGUGAGCGAAAGCAGUAGCUAAUUAAUUUGGGUAUAAAUAGUGUUCUUAAAAUGAAAAGCUGACAGCUUGAAACGAAGUUGAUGUAAUUCGAUAUAUAUUUAACUGCAUGUAUUAGAAACUGAGCCACAAUGAUGUCAGAAUGCGACCCGACAGAGACAGACACCGGCGAGCCCGUGUUGGACUCGGGGGAAACAGCGGUGCCCGUGCUGGAGUCUAACUUUCGUUCCAUAGACCCUCCGAAGGUGUUGUUUGACAGGAACCGGAUAGGUUUGGCAACUGGGGUGAACCCCGGUGCCGCCAUACGCAUUUCGGACUCUUGUGAAAGCGUGUUAACUGAGCUAGAGACGGAGGGCUCCGGCGAAGAGACGCUGCUGUUACCGUGCUUAGCAGGAAGCUCGUCGUCUCCGAGAGGUGUGAAAGAGAAGCGGAGCAGGCGGAACAGGCACAGCUCCUCGUCGGAUAAAGAUGCCUUGGCCUCCCCGGGUACAAACAGUGGAGAUUUCAACCACUUCCCUGACGAUCCUGAGUUUGCCGAUAUUAUCCAAAGGGCAGAGCAAGCGAUUGAAAGUGGCGUCUUUCCAGAGAGGAUUUCACAGGGUUCCAGCGGGAGCUACUUUGUCAAAGACCCAAAAGGGAAAAUCAUAGGUGUUUUCAAACCAAAGUCAGAGGAACCUUACGGUCAUCUGAACCCAAAAUGGACCAAAUAUUUUCAUAAGCUCUGCUGUCCGUGUUGUUUUGGCCGAGGCUGCUUGUUACCUAACCAGGGUUACCUGUCAGAAGCUGCUGCCUCUCUGGUUGACACCAAACUCUGCCUUGGAGUGGUGCCAAAAACCAAGGUGGUCUAUUUGGCCAGUGAGACGUUCCACUACAAUGCCAUCGACAGAGCAAAAUCCAGGGGGAAGAAGUACGCACUAGAGAAAGUCCCCAAGGUGGGGCGACGCUUCCACAGAGUGGGCCUCCCACCCAAGGUGGGCUCAUUUCAGCUGUUUGUGGAGGGUUAUCGUGAAGCUGACUACUGGCUGCGUCGCUUUGAGGCUGAACCGCUGCCAGAGAACAUCAGGAAGCAGCUGCAGUCACAGUUUGAGCGGCUGGUGGUUUUGGACUAUGUUAUCAGAAACACAGAUCGAGGGAAUGACAACUGGUUGAUCAAGUACGAGACACCAGGAGAAGGAGAGGGACAAAAGGAUACAGAAUGGCCAGAGAACAGUCAGGACUCCUGCAUCAAGAUUGCAGCAAUUGACAAUGGCCUGGCCUUUCCCUUUAAACACCCGGAUGAAUGGAGAGCCUACCCGUUCCACUGGGCAUGGCUCCCUCAGGCCAAGGUGCCCUUCUCCCAGGAGACCAGAGACCUGGUGCUGUCCCGACUCUCUGACAUGAACUUUGUCCAGGACCUCUGCGAGGACCUCUAUGAGAUGUUCAAGACAGAUAAAGGCUUUGACAAAACCAUGUUUGAGAGACAAAUGUCCGUUAUGAGAGGACAGGUAUUGAACCUGACCCAGGCAUUGAAGGAUGGGAAGAGCCCCCUCCAGUUGGUGCAGAUGCCCCGGGUGGUAGUGGAGCGCAGCCGCUCAGGCGGCCAAGGUCGUGUGGUCACUCUGGGGAAUGCAUUUACACAAACCUUCCACUGCAAGCGGCCAUUCUUUUCCUCCUGGUAGUCGUAGAAGGAUGAGGGGAGCAGAGGAGAACUGUAUGUUAUUGUCCUGAAGUCAGUCCUGAAGCAAAGAAGGAUGACUUGAGAGAGAAGCUCAUCACACUGGAAACCGUUCAUGUUUGUUCUCACAAGGAAAGAAAUGAAGAAGGAUCCAACAAUGAUAGAAAAUAAGAUGAGGAAUUUUUUGUGAGGAAAUUGAGUUGAGGCUAAUUCCUCAUUUGCAGAGAAGUGUGGGAGCUGGAGAGAUUAGCAUACCACCGUCUCCUAGAGAGAGCUUGGGGCUGUUUGCGGUUACUAUGGUGACUUGAUUAGAUAAUCGGCUUUUCCACAGAGGUAGGCUUUGUUUAUUGUUAGGAAGCAGAAAGGAUUUUUUUUUUUUUUUUUUUUUAAAACCACCCAAGCUACCUACUAAAGUUUCAUCUAAGGUCUCUUAGUGUGAUAAUGGCCAAAGAGGAAGCACCUAAAUACCACAAACUAACAGUAAAGUGAUCCGAUGGUGUUUGGGAAUCUAAAGGAAGUGUUUUUUUUUUUUUUUCUCUUGUUGAGAUUUUUCCUCAUCUGGGAUAAAAUCAAAAAUAUCUGCUUUGCCUUGUAGGAUUACUUAGUGAGAUAUAGAUGUGCACUUACACUGCUGGAAGUGUUCAACCAUUUCCACCCAGCUUCAAAACCACACGUGUUAAACACAGUGUCUUCAACUCUCAGUGCUGCCAAAAUCUUUUUUGUUGAAGGAAUAUUAAAAAGCUUCAAGAGAAGAAAUAUUGUUGAAACUUGAAUUUGGAGGAAGUGGAGGACUGGGAAUAAACACAGUGCUUGAAUGUAAUCUGUUUACUGUUUAUACACAGAUUCUUGCUCCUAAACAUUUCAGUACAAGAGAAUGCUACAAGAAAUCGACUUCUCAUUACAAAGAAUGUAUUUGUUGUUUGACUUGUAUUUAAUAGCUGGCGAGCAGCUUUCUCUUGAACCCUGUGGCAUGGGGGGUGGUAACUCUCCUUUCCUUUUAUAAUGUACUCUGUAAAGAGGAAAAAUUGAGGAGAAUAUUUUAGACUUCGCUUGAUGCUGUUGUGUUUUCUUAUGUAUGCAUCUUGAAAUUUAUAUUCCAACUCAGUGAUUGUAUGAGAAGUUGUAUAUUUAACAGAUAAAAUAAAAUUUGGCAAAAUCAAGUCUUUGUUAUGGUCAGCUGCACAUGUUAUAGUUAAA